Messenger RNA from Nicotiana attenuata, 1706 nucleotides. RefSeq names its product SEC14 cytosolic factor-like. NCBI's taxonomy places the organism in Eukaryota, Viridiplantae, Streptophyta, Magnoliopsida, Solanales, Solanaceae. Bases 314 to 1327 code for a protein of 337 amino acids. The record is from RefSeq and is a predicted model, not a curated record. The transcript has 11 exons.
ACUAGUACUAUUUUAACUAAAGCUUUAAUAAGGGAGCACGUAUUAAGUACAGUAAUUAUUUAAAUUGUGUUGCCCAAUUUAAGAAGAUCUGACAAUGAAGCAGCUGCAGCUUCAAUUCUUGAGCCACUAAUGUCCUAGGAGGGAAGAGGGUGCAAACUCAGAACAAACACAAAUAAAGGAAAAGUGAAAAAGAAGGCUCUUAUUUUCACACCAUUCUUUGUCAGAAAAACACACACACACACACACACACCUAGUCCAUAGAUUCAGACCCAGAACCCAGAAAAAAAGACAAGUUUUUUGAGUAAAUUCAAGAAUGGUGUUGGUAACUGAAGAAGUGAUCAAGCAGUUGCAAACCUUAAUGGAUGAAAUUGCUGAGCCACUUCAGAAGACUUACCAGAAUGUACAUCAGGGGUACCGAACCGAGACACUGGUGAGGUUUCUCAAAGCUAGGGAUGGCAGUGUCUCUAAAGCACACAAGAUGCUUGUUGACUGUUUAAAUUGGAGGAUAGACAACGAGAUUGAUCAGAUACUUGCAAAGCCAAUAUUACCCACUGAUUUGUACAGAGCAGUGAGGGAUACUCAGCUUGUGGGGAUGUCUGGAUAUUCAAGAGACGGUCUUCCUGUCGUAGCUGUUGGUGUAGGGCUCAGCACAUAUGACAAAGCGUCGAUUCACUACUAUAUUCAGUCACAUAUCCAAAUGAAUGAAUACCGCGACCGUGUAAUAUUGCCUUCUGCAUCAAAGAAAUUUGGGCGGUAUAUUGGGACCUGUAUAAAGGUUUUGGACAUGACUAGUCUAAAGCUUUCUGCACUGAACCAAAUUAAGCUCUUAACUGCUAUAUCUACCAUCGAUGACUUAAAUUAUCCUGAGAAGACAGAGACGUAUUACAUUGUGAAUGCUCCAUACAUUUUUUCAGCAUGCUGGAAGGUUGUGAGACCUCUUUUACAAGAACGAACCAAAAAGAAAGUCCAAGUGCUCUCAGGCUCGGGAAAAGAUGAACUUUUGAAGAUAAUGGAUUAUGCAUCUCUGCCACAUUUCUGUAAAAGAGAAGGCUCGGGUUCAUCUAAGCAUUCUAGAAAUGGUACAAAUGAUAAUUGUUUCUCGUUGGAUCAUGCCUUUCAUCAGCAGCUCUAUGAUUAUAUUAAGCAGCAAGCUGAAGCAUUGGAGGCUGUUGCACCAAGCAAAGAAGGGUCUGUCCAUGUGACCUUACCUGAGCCAGAUCCAGACGAUGCGAAGAUUGCUGAAACAAUAGAAUCUGAAUUUCAGAGGAUCAGGAAGAAAAAUGGAAUUUGUCAAUCAUUUCAUGAAAUUAAGAUCAAUGGUGAUUGAAGCAGAAUGGAAAUGGAUUUGCAUUUUGGCUGAUUCACUGUAGUCUUGGUUAUUGCUUAUUCUGAAUCCGGCUUUUACAUGAGGAGAGGAUUUAAGUAAGCAUUGUAAUACUAAUGGCUUGCAUCAUCUCGAUGCAGGAUUUAGAUAGAACCUAAGUUGUAACAUGGCAUUACUACCUUGGAGUGGACUAUAUGGAUGGUACGCUUAAAGAAUCCCACGAGGAAUUUUACGCGCAUUUUGCUUAAUUGAUCUGCUGCUUUCAAGAUUCCUGAAUCUUCUCAAGAUAGAAUAAACUUUCUUCUGGUUGAAGGACUGUAAAGGAAGGGGAGAAAAAGGAGAAACUAUGAUAAAAUAAAAAGGGCCAAAGGAACUUUUCCUA